CCACCCCACCAGGCCGCGUGACAGAGCAAAAAAAACCCAAAGAGGGCGGCAGCCAGCAGAGCGCGACUUCGACUCAUCCGUUCGCACGGUUCCCCUUCCCGUUCCACAACCCUCGAGAAGCUUCCGCCCUCCCCUCCCGCGCCGCCGCCGCCACCGCCACCGCCGCCGCAGCCAGGGCCGCGGAAACCCUAGCCACCUCCGGCCCUCCGCGCACCGGGCGCCCCGCCGCCGUCGUACCUGCCGCCGGCACCGCCGAAGCGAUCGGAUCUCGAGACCGUCAGGAGCCACGAUGGAGGACUGGGAUUCUGAAGAUUUCCAGCCAGUUGCCCCUGUUGUGAAAGCUGAGCCACUUAAAAAUCAGUGGGCUGAUGAAGAUGUUGAAGAAGAUGAUGUAAAAGAAUCGUGGGAAGAAGAGGAGGAGGAGAAACCAAAGCCAGCGCCUGUGGAAAAGGCUGCGGCGAAACCUAGCACUAAGGCUCCUGCUAAAAAGGGAAAACAGCAAGCAUCAACAAGUGCUGCAGAACCAGAUGAGCCCCCUCUUAGUCCCACUUCAGAGAAAAUUCGCCAACAAAGGCUUGUGGAAGAAGCUGACUUCAAGUCAACCACAGAACUUUUUGCAAAGAAGGGUGGUGAGCAAAAGUCACUAGAUACUUUUAUCCCGAAGUCCGAGAGUGACUUUGCAGAAUAUGCGGAGCUUAUUGCAAAUAAACUGCGCCCCUAUGAGAAAAGCUUUCACUAUAUGGCUCUCCUUAAGAAUGUCAUGAGACUUUCCAUGACAUCGUUGAAAGGUGCGGACGCAAAAGAAAUAUCUUCAUCCGUGACAGCAAUUGCUAACGAGAAGAUCAAGGCUGAGAAAGAGGCUGCAGCAGGCAAAAAGAAACAAGGAGCGAAAAAGAAGCAACUCCACAUCGAGAAAGGAGAUGACGACUUCAUCCCCGGACGGGGUGGUGGCUAUGAUGAUCCGGACGAGUACGACUUCAUGUGAUUUUGCUGGAAGGGAAUAGUUGGUUCCUGUCAUGUAUACCUUUGGCAAGCAGAGAAUAUAUCACUAGAUUUUGCGGCAUAGCUGGCAUACUAUUGCGUGGAAUAUGCGCUAUCUGUUUGAGGAUGAUUUUUGACUCUGCUGGAUAAGAAGAGCACCUGUGGUCUGGAAUGGAUCCACAGGUGUUUUCUUGUCCUUGAAUCUUCGUGGUAAUUUAUUUUUUAACAUUGCAUAUUUAUUUUUCUUUUGGCCAACUGUACUAUACGUACCUUGUACUAUCUGGUUAUUACUGCGUGAGUUAUGCAAGUAAUCCCUGGAGGGUGUCUCGCUUGUGUUU
This is a messenger RNA of Sorghum bicolor (sorghum), 1319 nucleotides long. RefSeq names its product eukaryotic translation initiation factor 3 subunit J-A. The record is from RefSeq and is a predicted model, not a curated record. Gene Ontology annotation, cellular component: eukaryotic translation initiation factor 3 complex; cytoplasm. Lineage: Eukaryota; Viridiplantae; Streptophyta; Magnoliopsida; Poales; Poaceae. Bases 290 to 985 code for a protein of 231 amino acids. Gene Ontology annotation, molecular function: translation initiation factor activity. The transcript is spliced from 6 exons.